Messenger RNA from Hypanus sabinus (Atlantic stingray), 2418 nucleotides. RefSeq names its product sushi domain containing 4 (gene susd4). Gene Ontology annotation, biological process: negative regulation of complement activation, alternative pathway; negative regulation of complement activation, classical pathway. The record is from RefSeq and is a predicted model, not a curated record. The transcript has 10 exons. Lineage: Eukaryota; Metazoa; Chordata; Chondrichthyes; Myliobatiformes; Dasyatidae. Bases 821 to 2287 code for a protein of 488 amino acids.
GCGCGAGGGUAUCACUGUGUUUAGUCGCCUGAUGACUUCGAGUGGGUUCAAGUUCAACAGUGGGCUGACUCAUAUCGUUUCCUCGCGGCCCGGUGGUUGGGGACCAGUGAAUUAUACUGUGCGGCGCUGGAAUGCUAUACGCACGCGCACUGGACAGAAAGUACGGAACUAAAACCCUGCAACCCGGAAACAAUCUCCCAACAGUAUUUGUAUUUAUUUUUCAUUUUUUGUCGGGGUGAACUGGGAAAGUCUCAAAGAUCGCGAUCGACGGGUUGGCUACUGCUAUGCUAGGGGAACAACCUCUGGCCACCUUGUGGUCCACUGUAAGGAGGUGUAUGAAGCACUCCACACUGGCUGCAGUCCAAUCAUGUACAACUUUGUGAAGGCAGUGCCACACAAGCUUUAGAGCAACCGGUUUCUGUGAGGCCUUUUACAAACCGAUCGUGAGAAGCUAUGUAUGGAGUCAGAAACAGACCAUCUCCUGUUUGUGGGCACAUUGGGAUGAGGACAACCGAUUGAAACAUCACACAGGAGAGAAACCCCAACUUCUUCAAACGUAAUGCCAGCCAACCACAGGCCAGUGACUGCUGUUUAGUCAGCCUGGGCCUCAGUCUUGAUUGGCUGCCAUAUCAGCAUAGUCAGCCCCUACGUGUACGGCCUCAACAGCUGGCCAUGAGAGUGGUCAAAGAACGCUGUGAAAUAGCAACCCUCCAGAAGAAAAUGAAAAUGGCAGACAGCCGAGAAGCUCCCAGUCAAACAUGCUGUACUUCCUUUCGGGGGUACGGAGCUGGCAGCUGAAGAAGGUUGUUGCUGCCGAGAGAUGUAUUAUGGGGCGAUUUAUAGCAGCCUACUUUCAGCUGGGACUCACCAGCAUCUUCCAGUAGCAGCUUUAAUGCUCUGCGCUGAUGUUCUGCUUUGUGUGUGCACUGCGGAUCAGAUGUUCGAGGUCGGUGCUGUGGAGACCUGCCCUGACCCCAGUCCUCCAGACCACGGGGAGAGAGUCCCUUCCUCCCACACCAUCUUCCACGAGGGCGCUCUGGUCAGCUUCCACUGCCAGCAUGGGUACAAGCUGAGAGGCCCAUCAAAGGCAGAGUGUGAACAGCAGGAGGAUGGAACCCUGAUGUGGGAGCCCAGCUCCAUACCGCAGUGUCUCCCCGAAUGGACCACGUGCCCCCUGCCGUUUAUUGAGGAUGCUGAUGUGUACAACAGCACCUACCGUCCUGGUGACCGUCUGAUCAUUAGCUGCCACCAGGGCUUCCAGAUUCGCUAUCCUGACAUGGACAUCAUGGUAGCAGUGUGCCCGAACGAUGGGAUGUGGGAUAAUCUGCCCAGCUGCCAAGGGUGCCUGCGUCCCCGAGUGUUCCCCCACAGUUACAUUAAUGUCUCGGACUCCCUGACUACCUUCCCAGUGGGCUCCGUCUUGCGGUAUCAGUGUUUCCCAGGAUACAAACUAUCGGGCUCAGAGCUCCUAGAGUGUACCUACAACCUGCUGUGGUCGGCUGGCCCACCCAGCUGCCUGGAUGUUGAAGCUUGCCCUCUGCCCCCAAUCCCAGCCCAUGGAGACUACCUGUGCCACCCUUAUCCCUGUGACCGGUACAUUCAUGGCACCGUGCUGGAGUUCUACUGUGACCCUGGAUACUCGCUCACCACCGACUACAAGUACGUCACCUGUCAGCACGGAGACUGGUUCCCCGCCAGCCAGGUCUUCUGCCAGACAAUCGGUCAGUCCUGGGCAGACAGAGAGGACACCAUUCUGUCCACUUGGAAAGUUGUGGCCUUCACCGCCAUCAGUGUCCUCCUGGCCCUGCUUCUUCUCGUCUUCAUCAAGGCCUUCCAGAUCCGGCUGAAGUCUCCCUGCCAGUCCAAUUUGUGUUUCAGUGGUGAGGUGGAGAGGUCGGGGAGCCGGAGUUUUGUGGUGGUGGAGGGAGUGCCUGUCGUGUUACCCACCUACGAAGAGGCAGUAUGCCGCUGCACCAUUGAGCAACCGGACACCCAGGCCACAGCCCUUGUGGCCCAGGGGGAGCAGGUGCCCCAGGCAUCCGACCAGAAUCCCCCCGCUUACCCCGGGCGCGUCUCUGAUCCACUUCUCGCCGCCAAUCCAGUAGCCCCCUCCCGGCCUGGCCAUCUGGAGUGUGCCGGGACAGAGGAAUGGGAGGGGUCCUCACCGUCCAUGUCCUUCGACACAGCUGCAACACACCCGAUGACAGAGGAGAUGGUCAACAGCCCAUCAACAGAAGAAACAGCUUCAAUGUGCCCCAGCAUCAGUAUCCUGGAUGGUGCUGCAUGACCUGCGGACUGUUCCCACUACUUUUAUCUCAGACAAAGUGGUGAAGAAAACAUCCAGGAUCCCUCCAUUCCGUGCCCUGGCCACUGGAGGCAGGAAACAGGAAGCUGGAACUGACUGUGGUUAGAGCAUGG